Molecule: messenger RNA, 396 nt
Organism: Onthophagus taurus
Lineage: Eukaryota; Metazoa; Arthropoda; Insecta; Coleoptera; Scarabaeidae
Source: RefSeq, a predicted model, not a curated record
AUGUUAAAUAAUAUUUCCGUCGACGGUGACACAUGUGACAACGAACUUUCAAAUUUGUUGAAAUUAAAACUUCCGCCAUUUUGGACAGCGAAUCCGGAAAUUUGGUUUGCGCAAGUCGAAGCACAAUUUUCACUAGCCCGCGUAACAAGUGAAAAGACGAAAUACAAUAUUUUAUUAAGUAAUUUACCAGCGGAAACGAUUACAACAAUAAUUGAUUUUAUUCAAAACCCUCCAGAAGAAGCACCUUACUCUUCGCUGAAGAAACUAUUAAUAGAACGGUUAUCUUCCAGCGAAGAGAAGCGUCUGGAUGAUCUGUUAUCAGAUACCCAAAUUGGAGAUCAACGAUCGUCCGACUUCUAUCGAUCUUUAUUAAACACGGAAUUAGAAUUAGUUUAA